Annulohypoxylon truncatum is the source of this 1365-nucleotide messenger RNA. RefSeq lists its product as uncharacterized. Lineage: Eukaryota; Fungi; Ascomycota; Sordariomycetes; Xylariales; Hypoxylaceae. The record is from RefSeq and is a predicted model, not a curated record. The transcript is spliced from 2 exons. Bases 246 to 902 code for a protein of 218 amino acids.
UGAAUUAAUAUUUAUAUUUACCUCUAUAGUAAUAGAGUUCCAACUUACAUGUUGUUGAAACUGAAACUUUCUUCAUCGAGCGUCAGGUGCUUGUCUUACCAGUGAUGUCAUCCGAGUCCCCACUAAACGUAAACCCGAGCCUGACGUACCACUCAGAUAGUGCGACCUACACCCAACCUACAUCUCGAGGAAAGCCAUACAUUAGUCCCUAAGCCCACAAUAUCCCACCUUCAGCUUUUCGAAAGAUGAAGCUAUCGACGCUAUACACCAUCCACCUGCUAGCCGCGACCGCAUGCGCCCAACUUCCGUACGGCAUCACCCUCAAACAGCCCAAAAUGCCCCAAAAGCCGCUCAUGGACCUCGGCCCCGUCGUGCCGCCCGACUCCUCGCAGCAGCCGGACGGCUCCAAGCAACCGUCGCCGCAACCGCCGCAGCAGGGCGGCGUGCUGAUCUCGGACGUGAUGGGGCGCGACCGCAGCAUCAACAUCUUCGCGGGGUUCACGCGGGACGUGGGGACGGUGUCGUCGCGGCUCGACGACGGCGCGCGCAACAGCACCGUCCUGGCCCCGCGCAACUCCGCCGUCGAGGCCCUGCCCCGCAAGCCGUGGGAGGACCCCAGGGACUACAAUGCCCUGGGCGCGAACGCGUACGAGGGCGGCGACGGCCAGGAUAGGGCGCGUAGGAAUCUGAUGAGGUUCGUCGAGGCGCAUGUCGUGCCCGCGAGCCCGUGGGCGGAGAAGGAGAGGGUCAAGACACUGUUGCAGGGCGAUAGGGAGAUUUGGUGGGAGAUGAAGGAUGGGGUUAAAGUGAUACAACCUGAUGGGAUCGAAGUUGAUAGCGUUGCCAGCCGAGUUGGCAAUGGUGAGCUAUGGAUCUUGAAAGGAGUUCGGAAUUACGCUUAAUCGAGUACCUGGCGAGUUUGGGGCAGAAGAUCAUGGUUCUAUCCGGUUCUAUCUUGGCUUCAUUACACGCGGCAUAAGUAUGGAGUUGUGUCUCUAGGGACGUUUGUCUUGUGUGCUAGUUAUUGGUUCUAUGAAGUGUAUGAUGGUCUUUAAGUUAUCAAGAAUGAUUAGGUACUGUGCAUAUAUGGGCUCGGCUUUUCUAAGUUUGCCUGGGGAUUGGACGGAGUUUGGGAGGAUUAUGACAUGUUAUAUCUAAUAUUUAUCUUGAUGAUUAGAACCUAGGUAUACCUUUUCUGAUAGCAUGGUUCGAGCAGUACACAUCGCAAUGGAUACCAUAGAAUGACUACCUAUGUUGGGGUCCAAGCUGAUCAUUUUAUCCCUUUAGAUAUCAGUGAAAAUUAGGAAGUAUACCUGCUUUCAUAGCACUUAACUUCUAAACAAUAGAGUUCAUUAAAUGCUUUAA